AGGAGUGAGGACAGCUGAAUAAUUGGAGCCUGAAGUUGCUCUGCCUCGCGGAGAGGUCUGCCUGGCGAUCGGCUCUCCACUUUCUUUAGAAAGGAAACGUUGAUCAUCCUCCACCUGCAGAAGUGAGUUUUGGCUGAAGAAGCUCCAGCUGCUCUCUCCUCCAUGCCAGCGCCAGUGAGACUCCCUUAGACUGAGCUACUUCUCAGGCUACGCACGACAGCACUGCUAGCAAAUCUGAAAGAGCAGAGAGCAGCCCCUGCAUGCACAGCUCCCAGCUGAGCACUCCUGGGCCACUCUUCCCAGCAGCUGUGUGGCCAGAGACCCUGGGCACUGCGGUCACAGCCCGUGAAAGUGAGCGGUCCCCGGCGGCGGCGUCUGGAGGAAGCCGGCAUGCUGCAGAUGCUGCGGCACUUUCUGUCUGGCUUUUUCCCUGGGGCUGGGUGCCAAGGCUCCGGGGAGGGGGAUGACCACGAAGUCAGAGGCACCCAGGCUCCUGCCCGGGGAGAUCAGAUGGCAAGCUUUUUGGGGAAGCAGGACGGAAGGGCCGAGGCCAUGGAAAAGAGACCCACCAUUUUGCUGGUGGUCGGACCUGCAGAGCAGUUUCCUAAGAAAAUCGUACAAGCUGGCGACAAGGAUCUUGACGGGCAGCUGGACUUUGAAGAGUUUGUCCAUUACCUGCAGGACCAUGAGAAGAAGCUGAGGCUGGUGUUUAAGAGCUUGGACAAAAAGAAUGAUGGACGGAUCGAUGCCCAGGAGAUCAUGCAGUCCCUGCGGGACCUGGGAGUCAAGAUAUCAGAGCAGCAGGCGGAGAAGAUCCUCAGGAGCAUGGAUAAGAACGGCACGAUGACCAUCGACUGGAACGAGUGGCGGGACUACCACCUGCUGCACCCCGUGGAGAACAUUCCCGAGAUCAUCCUGUACUGGAAGCACUCCACGAUCUUUGACGUGGGUGAGAACCUGACGGUCCCCGAUGAGUUCACGGUGGAGGAGCGCCAGACCGGCAUGUGGUGGAGGCACCUGGUGGCCGGCGGCGGGGCGGGGGCCGUGUCCAGGACCUGCACGGCCCCGCUGGACAGGCUGAAGGUGCUCAUGCAGGUGCACGCCUCCCGCAGCAACAACAUGUGCAUUGUGGGCGGCUUCACCCAGAUGAUCCGCGAGGGGGGGACCAGGGCCCUGUGGCGGGGCAACGGCAUCAACGUGCUCAAGAUCGCCCCGGAGUCGGCCAUCAAGUUCAUGGCCUACGAGCAGAUCAAGCGUCUCGUUGGGAGUGACCAGGAGACUCUGAGGAUCCACGAGAGACUCGUGGCUGGCUCCCUGGCCGGGGCCAUUGCCCAGAGCAGCAUCUACCCGAUGGAGGUUCUGAAGACCCGGAUGGCCUUGCGGAAGACCGGCCAGUACUCAGGCAUGCUGGACUGCGCCCGGAGGAUCCUGGCCAGAGAGGGGGUGGCCGCCUUCUACAAAGGCUACGUCCCCAACAUGCUGGGGAUCAUCCCCUACGCCGGCAUCGACCUCGCCGUCUACGAGACGCUCAAGAACGCCUGGCUGCAGCGCUACGCGGUGAACAGCGCCGACCCCGGCGUCUUUGUGCUCCUGGCCUGUGGCACCAUAUCCAGCACCUGCGGCCAGCUGGCCAGCUACCCCCUGGCCCUGGUGAGGACCCGGAUGCAGGCGCAAGCCUCCAUCGAGGGCGCCCCGGAGGUGACCAUGAGCAGCCUCUUCAGACAGAUCCUGCGGACAGAGGGGGCCUUCGGGCUGUACCGGGGGCUGGCCCCCAACUUCAUGAAGGUGAUCCCGGCCGUGAGCAUCAGCUACGUGGUGUACGAGAACCUGAAGAUCACCCUGGGCGUGCAGUCCCGGUGACAGCCCUGGGGCCAAGGACUCGCUGGUCCUGGGCCGCCGCCCCGGGCCGUAGAACCAUCCCAUUCUGUGAAUGUGCCAACACUACGCCGACUGAGCCGAGCUGUGGAAUUCGGGGAGGAGCUGGCAGCCGCUGGGGUCUGUCCCACUACCCCGGCCGGCCCUCGCGUCCAUUCCGGGAAGCCCCGUGGGCGUUGCUCAGGGCCCACGGGUCAGCGGGAUCUGGGCGUUUGCUGCAGUGCCUGCAGGACGGCGCGCUUGGAGGCGGCCGCGGUCCCCGUGGCUUCCCCGCUUUCUGCUGGUUGCUGGGGAGGAGGGGCUCCCAGCCCACUCCCCAUCCCUCCUCCUCCGCGCCCCCCCCCCCUCGGCCUCCUGGCCCCCACUUCUCUCCUGCGGCCACAGCGCUCACCCAUGCGGGGCCCGAGGAUGGGGUCUAGCUUUCGUGCCCGCCCUCUGCCGAGCUCUCCCACGCUGGCCCUGCGUGCGCUCUGCCUGGCCCAGCCCAGACCCAAGCGCCGGCCCCGCAGGGCGGCCCUAGAGCAGCUGAGGAUCCCGUUCUAGGACAAAGGGCAGGCGGCUGCCCUGGGUCCGUGCCCCCGGGGGGAAAAGGCCGAGGUGUCACAGCUGUUGGGAAAGAAAGGCGAGCUGGACAAGCAAGCAGCCCUGUGCUUCCGGACGGGAGACCGGAAGUGGGCCGCCCGGCCUCCGCGCAGCCCCCAACCCGGGGGCUGCAGUGGGACCAGCCUCACAUUCCACAGAUGCCACGUGUCACUGCUUGGAGCCUAUUUAUUUUGUAUUUAUUUGAACAGAGUUAUGUCCUAACUAUUUUUAUAGAUUUGUUGACUUAAUAGCCGGUCAUUUUCAAGUUCCUUUUUUAUUCAUAUUUAUGUUCAUGGUCGGUUGCACCUCCGGGCACCAUCUGGGGGGCCCUGGAGUGGCCGCCCGCUGCCCCCGGCUGCCCCCAGCUGUCCAGGCAUUCCUCCGGGCCUGAGAAGCAAGGCGGGAGGGGAGGGGCCGGCCCAGCAGAGGGUGUCCUGCGGGGCCGGGGCGGGCUCCCCCCCAACGGCCUUAGGAGCUCAGGGGCGGGGCAGGACGGAGCAGCCUCAGUGAGGCGGAAGGUGGCCUCUGCACUGUUCUCUUCAUUUCGCCCCUUCUCAGUUUCAAGGCAGGGAGGGGCCUCUCGCUGGGGGAGGGGCGGCCGGCCCCGCCCCACCUGUGCAGCGCGGGCUCCCUCUGUCCCCGAGUGGCCUGGAGAGGAAGCCUACAUAGGACAGAGAUCAAUGUGGAAAUCAUUGUUGUAUGCGGAUCUUGUAGUUACAACUGGAGUUCUCCGAACGCAAAUUAAGAAAGCGCCGGAGUCGUUUCAAACAGCCUAAUAAAGUUGUUUCGAAGCUGA
Lepus europaeus (European hare) is the source of this 3253-nucleotide messenger RNA. It is a transcript of the gene SLC25A25, whose product is annotated as solute carrier family 25 member 25. Gene Ontology annotation, biological process: transmembrane transport. The record is from RefSeq and is a predicted model, not a curated record. Gene Ontology annotation, molecular function: calcium ion binding; ATP transmembrane transporter activity. NCBI's taxonomy places the organism in Eukaryota, Metazoa, Chordata, Mammalia, Lagomorpha, Leporidae. The transcript has 10 exons. Gene Ontology annotation, cellular component: mitochondrial inner membrane. The coding region runs from base 391 to 1860 and encodes 489 amino acids.